UAGUCCCCCGUCCCAAACACCUCCUUUGGAACGCAAAACAUACUCUAGAAAGUCCAAAUGGCCGCCGCCGCGCCUCCGCCACCACCAGCGCCCACGCCUUCACCGCCGACUGGAGUUCCGGAAUCUGCACCCAUUGGGCACCCUCUCUUCUCCCGCAUCCGUCUAGCGACGCCCGCCGACGUCCCCCACAUCCACAAGCUCAUCAACCAAAUGGCGGUGUUUGAGCGCCUCACCCACCUCUUCUCCGCAACGGAAUCCUCCCUUGCCUCCACCCUCUUCAACUCUCCUCCAUUCCACUCCUUCACCAUCUUCCUCCUCGAAAUUUCUCGCCUUCCCCUUCCUCCGCUCCCACAAUCUCCGCAUUUCACUCCAAUCGACCGCGUGAUCACUCUCGAGCUACCUUUGAUUGACCCAGAAGGAGAUCAGUUCCGAUCGAACGGAAAUGGGGAUGUUGUGGUUGCUGGGUUUGUGCUGUUUUUCCCCAACUACUCUUCUUUUUUGGCGAAACCUGGGUUUUAUGUGGAGGACUUGUUUGUGAGGGAGUGUUAUAGGAGGAAGGGGUUUGGGAGGAUGCUUCUGACUGCAGUGGCGAAGCAGGCGGUGAAGAUGGAUUAUGGGAGAGUGGAGUGGGUGGUGCUUGAUUGGAACGUGAAUGCUAUCGAGUUUUAUGAGCUGAUGGGUGCGAAGGUCUUGAGUGAGUGGAGGAUUUGCAGAUUGACUGGUGAGGCUCUUGAAGCUUAUCGUGAUGCUUAAUCUCACUUUCCUGCUUGAUUGUUCUUGUUCUUUUAAUUUAUUGUAAUUCGGGUUUUAGAUAUAAUCAAGAUAUGAAACUAUGGAUAGUUUAACUGGUGCAGAUUGAUUGUGAUUUUUGGUUGUAUUGCGGCAUUUGUCUUGUGCAAUGUGAACCAUGUUAGUAGAUUAAUGAAAUGUUACUCUUCUACUGAAUUUAUAUUCAACCUGUUUGAUGAAGGUUUCUUC
Messenger RNA from Tripterygium wilfordii, 978 nucleotides. Its product is annotated as probable acetyltransferase NATA1-like. Gene Ontology annotation, molecular function: N-acetyltransferase activity. The coding region runs from base 58 to 753 and encodes 231 amino acids. The transcript has 2 exons. The record is from RefSeq and is a predicted model, not a curated record. NCBI's taxonomy places the organism in Eukaryota, Viridiplantae, Streptophyta, Magnoliopsida, Celastrales, Celastraceae.